Molecule: messenger RNA, 1074 nt
Organism: Phytophthora nicotianae INRA-310
Lineage: Eukaryota; Oomycota; Peronosporomycetes; Peronosporales; Peronosporaceae
Exons: 8
Coding region: 1-1074 (357 amino acids)
Biological process (GO): iron import into the mitochondrion
Cellular component (GO): mitochondrial membrane
Molecular function (GO): ferrous iron transmembrane transporter activity
Source: RefSeq, a predicted model, not a curated record
AUGGCCGCACUGGACGAGGACUGGGAGGAGUGGACGCCCGAGAAGGGCUCCUUCGUGCAUCACAUGUUGGCCGGCUCGGCCGCUGGUGUGGCUGAGCACGUGUCCAUUUUCCCAAUCGACACUGUCAAAACGCACAUGCAGUGCCAGCGAUGCCCUGUGAACGGCAAACCAGUCAAACUGACGGCCACACAGACGGCGCGCCAGCUCGUAGCGGAAGAAGGCCCGUUGCGCCUUUUCCGGGGCGUCAGUACCAUGCUGGGCGCCAGUCUUCCGGCCCACGCCGUGUAUUUUUCGGUGUUCGAAGCGGCUAAGAAGGCGCUCGGAGCAGAUACGAACACUAUCACGCCUAUGGCAUCAGGGUCGGCCGGUGUCAUUGCCACUGUGUGCCACGACCUCAUUAUGACUCCCAUGGAUGUCAUUAAGCAGCGUCUACAGUUGGGAUACUACGAUGGAGUGGCAGACUGCUUUAAGACGGUUAUGAAGCACGAAGGCCUGCGCGCGCUGUAUAUUAGCUUCCCCACGACGCUCUUGAUGAAUCUGCCUUACAGUAUGAUUAUGGUGUCGGCGAACGAGACUUUCAAGAAGAUUUUGAACCCGUCGGGAGAAAUGAACGUCUCGGCUUACAUCGCCUCAGGUGCUGCGGCUGGAGCUCUGGCUGGCGCGCUGACGAACCCGCUGGAUGUGGCAAAGACUCGGUUGCAGACUCAGUCGAUGAUGAUGACGGAAGAAGCCUCGGUAGGAACCCGUGCCCCCUCUCGCGUGAAGUCGGCUUCGAUGUCGCCUCGCUUCUCGAAACCAGAACUUCAGCUCCAGACGCGCGGCGUAUCCAUCACGGUGCCCCCUUCAUGCUCCAUUAAUGGCCGCCCUGGGGUUGAGAGGGCAGAGCCUGUUUUACGUCGACAAUACGCCGGUCUGAUGGACGCGCUGAUCCAAAUUAAGGCCCAGGAGGGCUUCGCGGGCUUCUUCCGAGGCGUGUACCCGCGUCUACUGGUACAUGCGCCCUCCGUGGCGGUAUCUUGGACCACAUUCGAAGUAUUAAAGAAGACUCUGGAUCGGAUGAGCGAAGACGACUAG